This is a messenger RNA of Panicum hallii, 4675 nucleotides long. Its product is annotated as DNA ligase 6. Bases 133 to 4338 code for a protein of 1401 amino acids. Gene Ontology annotation, molecular function: DNA ligase (ATP) activity; ATP binding; DNA binding. Lineage: Eukaryota; Viridiplantae; Streptophyta; Magnoliopsida; Poales; Poaceae. The transcript is spliced from 20 exons. The record is from RefSeq and is a predicted model, not a curated record. Gene Ontology annotation, biological process: lagging strand elongation; DNA repair; DNA recombination.
AAAAAAAUCCCACUUCUUCCCCCUCCGCCUUCUCCUCACCUCUCCGCGCGCGCCACGGCCACACCAUGCCCUUCUUCGCCACCGCCGCCGGCGCCUCCAAACCCUAAACCCUCCGCCGCAAGACCGCAACCAAUGGCCUCUCUCCUCUCCUACUCCGAUGCCUCCAAAUCGCUCUCCAUUAACUCCUCCGAGCUCUUCCUAUCCUCCCUCGCCUCGCUCCCUUCGCUGGACGCCCACCCUAUCCUCACUUCCGCCUCCACGCCGCUUCCGCCCGUCCCGGCCUCCGUGCCGCCUACCUCGCUCAUUCCGGGCUCGCGCUUCCUCAUCGACGCUUUCCGCCACGCUGGGGACUUCUCUGUCGCCUACUUCCUCUCGCACUUCCACUCAGACCACUACGGCGGCCUAGGACCGUCCUGGCGCCGCGGCCUCGUCUUUUGCUCCGCGCCCACCGCCCGCCUCGUCUCUUCCGUGCUCUCCGUGCCGCCGCAGCUUGUCGUCGCCCUCGAUGUCGGUGUCCGUGUCACCGUCGAUGGGUGGGACGUCACCGCCGUCGACGCCAAUCACUGCCCUGGUGCCGUGCAGUUCCUCUUCUCCUCCCCUGGACCGAACGCCGAGAAGCAUGUGCACACCGGUGACUUCCGUUAUACGGAGUCUAUGACGCACGAUCCUAACUUGCUGGAGUUCGUCCGUGCUGACACUGUGUUUCUGGACACCACAUACUGCAACCCCAAGUUCACAUUCCCUUCCCAAGAUGAGUCUGUGGAUUAUGUGGUGAAUGCGAUCAAGCGUGUGAAAGAGGAGAGUUCAGCGGCAGGAGAGCGCGUGCUAUGUCUGAUCGCGACCUAUGGCGUGGGCAAAGAGAGGAUUUUGCUGGAGGUUGCACGGCGCUGUGGGUGCUCAAUCCAUGUGGACAGCAGGAAGAUGGAAAUUUUGACAGUGUUAGGGUUUGGUGGGGAGAAUGGAGUUUUUACUGAGGAUGCAGCAGUGACAGAUGUGCAUGUUAUUGGGUGGAAUAUCUUAGGGGAGACGUGGCCCUAUUUCCGACCAAAUUUUGUAAAGAUGAAGGAGAUCAUGUUGGAGAGAGGGUACAUGAAGGCUAUCGGGUUUGUACCAACCGGGUGGAUGUAUGAAACCCAGAAGGAAGGUUUUGCUGUUAGGGUGAAAGAAUCACUUGAGAUCCAUCUUGUUCCUUAUAGUGAGCACUCGAGCUAUGACGAGUUGCGAGACUAUGUAAAGUUUUUGCACCCAAAGCGGGUGAUCCCAACUGUUGGAGUCAAUGCUGGAAAGCUUGAUAGUAAGGAGGCAAUUGCAAUGCAGAAGCAUUUUUCUGGGUUGGUAGAUGAGACAGCAAACAAACAGGAGUUCUUGAUGGCAUUCCAUCGUAGGUCAACAGAUGCUAAAUGCUCAAUCCAGCAUGAUGGGGAUGCUGCUGCUUUGUUACCAGCAAUCACUUCUGCUUCUGAACAACUUGAUACUUUGAAGGAGAAUAUUACAGAGGAAAUGAAGAAAGAACUAUCAGAUUUCCUGCCCUCAUGGGUCAGCGAGGAACAGAUCAUGGACCUGCUGAUGAGCUCAGGUGGUGACGUUGUUAAAGCAGCAUCUGAUUUUUUUGAGCGGGAAAGAGAUUUCUUUGAAGAAGCAAAUGGUUCUUGUGGUGGGACACCCAAGUCAGAGAAAAACCAUACUUCUGAUCAUGGGUCUUCUGCUGAUGUAAGUAGUCAGCAAGAAUGUCCUUUAUUUUCACAGAAGCCUGCGGAAAACUCCCCAAAACUGGUAAAUUUGACCCCUAUGAGAAUGAAACCAAAUACCCCCAAAAAGGAAAAGAGGAGGGGUUCUGGCACUACAAACAAACCAAAAAAGAAAGGGCGACUAACUUCCUCAACAGAAUCAGGUGGGCACAAGCAGUCCGCAAUUACAAACUAUUUUAUUAGAGCUACAGCCACCACUUCUAAAAGUGGUACAGCUGAUAAAGUAUAUGUGGAGGCACACCAAAAUAAUGUGGAAAGUGAUGAUCAGUUAACUGAUAUUGUAAAAACACAAGAUCAGAGUGUAGACCAGCUUCUUCAGAUUGUAGAUGGUGGGAUGUCCAGAGAAUAUGCAGUUUCUUUGCUUGAGAGGGCAAAAGGAGAUGUAACUGUGGCACUUGAUAUAUUUUACAGUUCAAGUGAGAACAACAAUGUAAUUGCUAUUGAUAAGAAUAUCGUGCUGCAGAUUACGGAAAAUGAAACUAAAGAUAAAUGUAGCAACACAGACCUGGCUUGUGAUUCUUCUCAGGCCACUCCAAAGAUGCCAAACUUACAUGUACAAACUUCUUUAUCACAAACAGAUUCUAUCAAGAUAUCACUGCCAGUUGAAAAGUAUCUACCUAUUGAGCAUGCUUGCUGGACAGCAGGACAACCUGCGCCCUACUUGCACUUGGCUCGCACUUUUGAUCUGGUUCAAAAAGAAAAAGGAAAGAUCAAAACUACGGCAAUAUUUUGCAACAUGUUCAGGAGUUUGCUUGCCUUAUCCCCUGAUGAUGUUCUACCUGCUGUCUAUCUAUGCACUAAUAAAAUUUCUCCUGACCAUGAAAAUAUGGAACUGAACAUUGGUGGGAGUCUUGUUGUAACUGCUCUGGAGGAAUCAUUAGGAACCAGCAGAUCUAAAAUACAAGAGAUGUACAAAACUUACGGCGAUCUUGGUAAUGUUGCCCAAGAAUGCCGUCAGAAUCAAACAUUACUUGCUCCUCCUCGGCCUCUCUCGAUUCGUGAUGUAUAUUCCACACUUCGGAAACUAAGUGUAAUAUCAGGUAGUGGGAGUGCUGGAAGGAGAAAAAUUCUUGUCUUGCAUCUUAUUCGGUCUUGUAGGGAAAUGGAAAUGAAAUUUCUUGUCAGAACACUAGUUCGUAACUUGCGUAUUGGGGCUAUGAUGAAGACAAUAUUACCUGCGCUUGCACAUGCUGUUGUUUUUGAUAGAAAGUGUGCAGGAGAUCCUUUGGUGUCCUUGGAAGCCAUAAAAACACAACCACAGAAUCUUUCAACUGAAGUCGCCGAGGCAUACAAUGUCAUUCCUAAUCUGGAUUUGCUCAUUCCUUCUCUUCUGAGAGAAGGCACUGCAUUUUCAGCUUCAUCGUUGGCAAUGGUGCCUGGCACACCUAUUCCACCUAUGCUUGCAAGAAUUACUAAUGGGCUGACUCAAGCAUUGAAAGCUUUUAGUGGCAAAUCAUUUACGUGUGAGUACAAGUAUGAUGGUCAGCGUGCCCAGAUUCAUAGAUUAUUUGAUGGAUCCGUGCGAAUAUUUUCAAGGCAAAUGAAAGAAUCAACUCCCAGAUUUCCUGACGUGGUGAACAUGAUUACGGAGUUGUGCAGGCCCGAAGUGUCUAGCUUCAUACUGGAUGCUGAGGUGGUGGGAAUCGAUAGGAAGAAAGGAAACAGGUUGAUGUCAUUCCAAGAGCUAUCUUCAAGAGAAAGAGGAAACAAGCACUCCUCAAUUGCAAUCGAUAACAUAAAGGUUGACAUUUGUGUGUUUGUUUUUGACAUCAUGUUCUGCGAUGGAGAGAGGCUACUGGAUUGUCCUCUUCGGCAAAGAAGAAAGUACAUUCACACCUUGUUCCAGGAGAAGCCAGGAUAUUUCGAGUUAGCUCAGCAGCUAACCGUAGAAGCCAGCGAAGCGUCGCCAGACAACUCUAGCACUUUGGAUAGAAUGAACACAUUUUUCAGAAAGGCAUGCGAGUCUUCUUGUGAGGGUAUAAUGUUGAAGACUUUGGAUGUUGAUGCUGGAUACUCUGCUUCCAAACGCUGCGAUUCAUGGUUAAAGGUCAAGCGUGACUAUGUGGAAGGCUUAGGUGAUAGCCUUGACUUAGUUCCAAUCGGUGCAUGGUAUGGAAAUGGACGGAAAGCUGGAUGGUACAGUCCUUUUCUUAUGGCAUGCUACAACCCUGAAACUGAAGAAUUCCAAAGUGUAUGCCGUGUAAUGUCUGGGUUCUCAGAUGAGUUCUAUAAAGAGAUGAAGGAGUUUUAUUCUGAGGAAAGGAUACUGCCCAAGAAGCCUGUUUACUACAAGACAGAUGAGCAACCAGAGGUGUGGUUCACCACAGAACAAGUUUGGGAGAUCCGAGGGGCAGAUCUCACCCUAUCCCCUGUUCACCAUGCGGCCAUUGGGCUUGUCCACCCGUCGCGUGGCAUCUCAGUGAGGAUGCCGAGGUACAUCCGCUCGGUUCCAGAUCGGAGCCCAGAGGAUUGCAGCACGGCCACUGAUAUUGCCACUAUGUUCAAAGCUCAGACCCGGAAGAUGGAUGUCAGCAGCGAGGGCCAGGAGAUGCAAGCGAGCGGAUCAGGUCGGCCCAUUGCCCCAUCCUAGCUUUUCUUUUGUUCACCAAUUUUGUAUACAAAAUGAACUACCGGUGAACCACACAACUGGUGAAAUGGUGAAGUUUCACCACUGAUCCCCCCUGGCUUUCAAAAUGCCCAUCUUUUUGUACAGAAAUAGAAUAGUUGGAAGCAAAAGCAAAGAUCUUCUUUCUCAUGUUUUCUAGCUGCUAGCAUGUAAAUUACCUCUAGAUAGCAGCUUUUUAGUUUUUACUAGAACAAUCAGCAGCCGAUGGAUCGUCAGGAUUCCGUUUCGUUUGGUCUUUGUCUAGCACUGCAAGUCUCUCCGUAAAGAUUGGGCGGAAUCGUGGUAGGUGCCUCCGACAAAA